Messenger RNA from Syzygium oleosum, 2481 nucleotides. RefSeq names its product IQ domain-containing protein IQM2-like. The record is from RefSeq and is a predicted model, not a curated record. Lineage: Eukaryota; Viridiplantae; Streptophyta; Magnoliopsida; Myrtales; Myrtaceae. Bases 293 to 2161 code for a protein of 622 amino acids. The transcript has 9 exons.
GACAACUAGCGAGGCCGAGGACUGGACAGUCAGUCAGCAGUUGUAGUUUAAGGCGUUCAACCCCCCUCUCAAGGCUUUUCGAAGUAGCUAUAGCUUUGAGUGCAGCAUUAUUAUCCGUAACUACCAAGAACACAUCUAACCCCCUCCAAGAAAAGGACUCGCCAGAAGAAAAAAAUUCCCAUCUUCUCUGGCCUUUGUUUCCGAUACCACAUUCGUUUCUUGGCUCGCCGGUUCUUUUGUCGAGACUGCUUCUGAAUCAGACAGGCUGCCAAAAAAUCCCUCGUUUUUUCAAAUGGGAAUCUCUUCCUCGUGUCCGUUCUCGGACUACAGCGACUUGGAGAAUCAAUUCGAAUCAGUCAUUGUGAAAUCCGUAAGUUUUGGAAAAGACCAUGAGAAAACCCCAGUGAGAUCCAUCAGUUUCAAUGGUCGAGACUGCGAACCCACCAUCGUGAAAUCCCUGGGAUCUGGAGAGACAAUAGUUGAGGGAUCUAUUAGUUUCAAAAGAAGGGAGUCGCGAACCGUUAUCUCAAUUGGGGCUCCUCUCUCAAAUGAAAAGAAGGAUGUCACUUUUGCAAUGGAAAAUGCCAAAGAAAUGGUCAACGAAUCCCAAAAGUUGAAUAGUUCCAUGUGGGUAUCUCAAGAAUUGCCUCCUGUUGAUCCCGACAGCCCAAAACAUGAGGCCGCCGUGAAACUGCAGAAAGUUUAUAAAAGCUUUCGGACAAGACGAAAGCUAGCAGAUUGUGCGGUGCUUGUGGAGCAGAGCUGGUGGAAGCUCUUAGAUUUUGCUGAACUGAAGCGGAGCUCUAUAUCUUUCUUCGAAUUGGAGAAGAACGAAACCGCCAUUUCCCGUUGGUCAAGAGCAAGAACUAAAGCUGCUAAGGUCGGCAAAGGCUUACUGAAGAACGAUAGAGCUCAGAAACUUGCAUUGCAACACUGGCUAGAAGCUAUUGAUCCACGUCAUCGUUAUGGACAUAGCCUUCACUUUUACUACGUUAAAUGGUUGGAUUGUCAAAGUAGAGAACCCUUCUUUUACUGGUUGGACAUAGGCGAAGGGAAGGAGGUCAAUCUCGUUGAUAAGUGCCCAAGAUCCAAACUUCAGCAACAGUGCAUCAAGUAUCUCGGUCCGAACGAAAGGAAGGCACAUGAAGUUAUGGUCGAGGACGGAAAGUUCCUUUACAGGCAAACCGGGAACCUCCUCCACACAGUUGAUGGACCCACGGACACCAAGUGGAUUUUUGUACUCAGCACAUCUAAGACACUGUAUGUCGGUAAAAAGAAGAAGGGCGAAUUCCAGCAUUCCAGCUUCCUGGCUGGAGGCGCCACUUCUGCUGCAGGGAGAUUAGUUGUUGAAAAUGGAACCUUGAAGGCAGUUUGGCCUCAUAGUGGCCACUAUCGUCCUACACAAGAGAACUUUGAUGAGUUCAUUUUGUUUCUCAAAGAGAAUGAUGUGGAUAUCACAAACGUGAAGAUGAGUCCAGUGGAUGAUGAAGAAAGCUGUACUAGCCAGCAAAGGAGCAGCGUGCACGUAAGGAACCAUUCAUCCGGGCAGGAAAUAAUGCAAAGUGUGCAAGUGUCAGGGACCGACAAGAUAGAUGUCCAAAACUUGACUCAGGAUUUGAUGGAGGAAGAGACUGUUGCCACCUCCAAAUCAAGGCAGUUUGGUAACUUCUGGAAAAAGCUGACUGAUGAUGAAAUAUCAGCGGAUGGCAAACUGUCCGGAAGACAAGGGAACGGUGACCUGCCGGAUGGAUCCUGUCAAGACACUUUCUUGCAGAGAUCCAAAGUCAAAGGUCAGGAAGCAGAGGAAGAAGUACAUGCUUCGGCACCAGAUUGCAUCGUCCCAGAGCCUAUCCUUCAUGCUGAAGGGGCAGAGAGUUUAGCAAUAUCAGUUCAAGUAGAGAAAGUCGUAGAAAGGCCUUCACAUAACAGACCGAAGUCGCUGCAAUUGGGAAAGCAGUUGUCCUGCAAAUGGACUACAGGAGCCGGGCCACGCAUUGGCUGCGUGAGGAACUAUCCUCCGGAGCUCCAGUUCCGAGCUCUAGAGGAAGUGAACUUGUCUCCUCGAAGCCUGGAUCCUUCUAGACCGCUUUUCUCCCCUCGAACCGCUAGUGGACUAAGCUCGGUGACAUCACAGGCAACACCAGCCAUGGAACAACAGUGAACUCGCUCGCGGCGGGUAAAGAAGUCCUCCCCUAUUUCAGUGAGGCACAUCGGUCGAUCCAUUUUCUUAGUCAUAUGACAUUCUUGCUUCGUUCAUUCUUUUCUGUGAAUAGAGACUGAUACAUGUUCUAUCCAAUAGAAGAAAGAGAAGUGACAAGAAAACGAAAACAGAACAAUAGGCAUGAGAAGUGUUGUAUAGGGAUGUUGUGACAAUCCUCCCGUGCAUUUCGGGCACGCGAUGUUCCAAUUCAUGUUGUAUACGCGCUUAAAACGCUAUAAUUUCACGGUCUCGAUGCCCUUAAAGAAAGGCAACGCUUCAUC